UUUGGUUGCAGACAGCUCACUGUCAGUGACAGCGGAGUUUGGACAGGAGCCCCAGAUCCCUGGCUAGAUGCAGGGCAGAAUUUCAGGAUAACCCAAACCAAAGAGUACACCAUUCCCCUGAUAGUGCAUAGUGCUGCUUGUAGCCAAGGUGUUGUGGCAAUUUGAAAUUGGUCACUCUUCACUCCGUGCUCAUACUGACUUAAAAUCCAGAAGGGACUGGCCAGGUUGCGUUCCGUGUGCAGUCGGCUGCAGGCCUAGGAUCUAGAGUGUGGGUCUGGAGUCUGGGUUUCCAUGUGAGAUCAGCUGCUGUGGCUGAGCUGGGAUUACUGCUCGGAACAAUAGAGCUCAGAGCCCCAGCAGCUGGUUUCACAAGGCAGCAGGAUCGGGUUUAGAGAUGAGCUGCCAAGGAUCUUCUGGAGCUUCCUGGCCUAACCGCAGCUCCCCCAGCCUCCUCCCCACCCAGCUUCUCAGCACCUGGUGUCCUUUUCCUGCACCUCUUAAGUUAUGCUCAAAGCAUCUUUGUUUAAAGCUGUUCAGGUGAGGCCACAGCUCCGCCUUGGCCUUGAUAAUUACCUGGGCCUCCACCUCCUCUGUCUUUUAAGCCCCCAGGACCUCCCCUGGCCCCAUCAGAGAGAACACCAGGCUUCAAGGACGAGAGACCAAGCUACCUGCACCCAGGCCAGUUCUGAAGAUACAAUGAGGGGUGCUUCCCACCUCCAGAUCCUGCUCCUGUUGGUGUUAGGAACCAGGAUGCAGGAGUGUGCAGCUUGUGGGCAGCCCCGCAUGUCCAGCCGGAUCGUUGGGGGCCGGGAUGCUCAGGAUGGAGAGUGGCCGUGGCAAACAAGCAUUCAGCACCGUGGAGCCCAUGUGUGCGGAGGGUCACUCAUUGCACCCCAGUGGGUGUUGACGGCAGGUCACUGUUUCCCUAGACGGGUAUGGCCGUCAGAGUACAGUGUGCUCCUGGGAGCACUGAGUCUGGACGUCAGGUCAUCCCACGAGCUCUUGGUUCCUGUGCUGCGGGUGCUGCUGCCUCCUGACUACUCUGAGGACGAGGCCCGUGGUGACCUGGCACUGCUGCAGCUGCGUCACCCAGUGUCCCUGAGCACCCGCAUCCAGCCUGUCUGCCUGCCUGCACCAGGGUCCCAUCCACCACCAGGGUCUCCAUGCUGGGUCACUGGCUGGGGUAGCCUCAGCCCAGGAGUACCACUCCCAAAGGGGAGACCCUUGCAAGGAGUGAGGGUGCCGCUGCUGGACUCCCGAGCCUGUGACCGCCUCUACCACGUGGGUGCCAACGUGCCCCAGGGUGAACGCAUAGUGCUACCAGGGAACUUGUGUGCUGGCUACCGCAGAGGCCACAAGGAUGCCUGCCAGGGUGACUCUGGAGGACCCCUGACCUGUAUGGAGUCUGGCCACUGGGUCCUGGUGGGUGUGGUGAGCUGGGGCAAGGGCUGUGCCCUGCCCAACCGUCCAGGUGUCUAUACCAAUGUGGCCAAGUAUAGUCCCUGGAUCCAGGCUCGCCUGAGCCUCUGAUGCUGGUGGGUCUGAAAAUGUGAAUCUGGAGCUUCCUGGUCCAUCCCACAUUCCCCUCUUUCUCACAUGAAGCUGAGAUGCUAAGAGUCCAUCUGCCUACCCCCUUCCCUCCUCUCCUCCUUCAGGCCCAUCUUCUAUCACUCAGGGAUCUUCUGUGAGUCCCCUGCACUUACACUCUGCUCUCUCCUUUUGGCUCAUCUGGCCUGUAUGCCCUUUGCAUCCUGGAGGAAGUCAGACAGAUUUAAAGUAUAAGAGGAACUCUACACCAAGGAGAAUCUCCUUUGCUGACUUUGAAGGUUGAGGGGCCAGACACUGAGGAACCACAAGGCACUGACAGCCAGCAGGGGGAGAGAAGUCUGUGGCCACCAGGAACCUCCAACACCCUGGAGUCUGGAUACAAUUCCCCCAUCUUCUAAUCCCUUAGCUUCAUGCUGGUAAAGCCCUCAACAGAGGACGCAACUGAGCUGCCUGAGCUUUUGAUCCACAGAUUUUUCGAUUUAAUAAAUGUAUGUUGUUUUAAGCUGCUA
Mus musculus (house mouse) is the source of this 2057-nucleotide messenger RNA. RefSeq names its product serine protease 33 (gene Prss33). The record is from RefSeq and is a predicted model, not a curated record. Gene Ontology annotation, cellular component: cytoplasm; extracellular region. Gene Ontology annotation, biological process: proteolysis. The transcript is spliced from 7 exons. Bases 505 to 1530 code for a protein of 341 amino acids. Lineage: Eukaryota; Metazoa; Chordata; Mammalia; Rodentia; Muridae. Gene Ontology annotation, molecular function: serine-type endopeptidase activity.